AUGGCGCCGUCCAACCCGCUGGCCAACUGGGAGCGACUGGGAGACAGCUUCUAUAGGAAAGUCCCCAUCUACGACGCCAUCUUCGACGAGGAUGUCGAGUUAGAGAACUACAUCAUCGCCGGCGCUCCCUACGGAGGGGCUAUCGCUCUGCACCGGGACGAGAGUAAACCGUACCGGUUCCGAGAUGCCCAAACCGCCAAAUCGAGCAUCGACAUCUACUCGUGCUCCGGCAAGCACAUCAAUCGACUCAAUUGGGAGUAUGGCACCAUUCGGGGUCUCGGCUGGUCCGACAAGGAAGAACUCCUGGUGAUCACCGAGGACGGCACCGUCAGACGGUACUUUGGCCUGUACGGCGAUUUCACUUCCUUCUCGCUAGGGAAUGGUGCUGAGGAUUAUGGCGUGAGGGCCUGCCGGUUCUGGACCUCCGGGUUUGUUGCUCUACUCUCCAAUAACCAGUUGGUUGCGGUGUCGAACUACGAUGAGCCCCGGCCGAAGCUGCUCGCGCCUUGUCCGGAAGGGGAAGUCUCGUCCUGGUCUUUGAUACCGCCAGCCUACACGCUGUCCCGCUCAGUGGAGGUGCUGCUUGCCGUUGAUAAAACGGUUUACCUGGUCGACCCCACGGAGGCAGAGGAUAAGGUGCUUCAGAAUGGACCUUUUAAGCACGCCAGUGUGUCACCAACCGGGAGAUUCGUUGCACUAAUCACAGCUGAAGGAACGGUUUGGGUGGUCAGCAGUGACUUCCAAAGUAAGUACAGCGAGUACGACCCAGACUCGCGGGUCACCCCCCGGACGGUUGACUGGUGCGGCGAUGAUGCCGUGGUCAUUGCGUGGGAAGACGAGGUCCAUCUCAUUGGGCCAAAUGGUGUUGCCGCGAGGUACUAUUAUGAUGGUACAGUCCAUGUCGUGCCAGAAUUCGACGGUGUGCGCUUGAUCACCAAUGAUACAUGCGAGUUCUUGCAUAAAGUUGUUGAUGUCACCGAGGCGAUCUUCCGACUGGGGUCUACCUCCCCUGCCUCCGUCCUCUUGGACUCGAUAGACCUUCUGGAGAAGAAGUCCCCCAAAGCCGACGAGAACAUCCAACGCAUUCGACCGAGCUUGCCAGAGGCGGUUGACACCUGCGUGAAAGCCGCUGGCCAUGAAUUCGACCCACAGUGGCAAAAGCGCUUGCUGAAGGCUGCCUCGUUCGGAAAGUCUGUCCUGGACUUGUAUAAUAGCGAUGAAUUCGUCGAGAUGACCGAGAAGCUCCGAGUUUUGAAGGCAGUGCGGGAGUACCAAAUCGGACUGCCGCUUUCCUACGAGCAAUACAUGCGUCUCACCCCGGAAAGGCUCAUCGAGCGCUUGGUGAACAGGCACGAAUAUCUCCUUGCCAUCCGCAUCUCCGAAUAUCUUGAGCUUCCCGCCGAUCGGAUCUACGUGCACUGGGCCAGCCAGAAGGUCAAGGUUUCCUCGGUGGACGAUGAUGCCGUCUGCAAGCUCAUCGUCCAGAGACUGGAAGGCAAGCCGGGCAUCUCGUUCGAGCUGAUCGCACAAGCGGCUUACGACGAAGGACGGGCUCACCUAGCCACCCAGCUUUUGAACCACGAGCCCCGGGCUGGAAAGCAGGUUCCGCUAUUGUUGAAUAUGGAGGAGGACGAGAUCGCCUUGGAUAAGGCCAUCGAAAGUGGAGAUGCCGAUCUGGUGAAUUUUGUUCUGUUACACCUGAAAACCAAGCUACCUCUCGCCAGCUUCUUCAGGACGAUCAACACUCGUCCUAUGGCGUCCGCUCUCGUGGAAACUACCGCCCGAGGGCAGGAUACGGAAUUGCUGAAGGACCUCUUCUACCAGGACGAUCGUCCCAUUGAUGGUUCGAAUGUCCUACUCGCGGAGGCGCUAGAAGAGACUGAACUGCCGCGCAAGACGGACAAGCUCCAGCUCGCAUCUCGCCUGCUGUCCGACUCCAAAGACCCCUCUGUUGUCUUACAGCAAAAACUACUGAACGAAGCGUCCCAGCUGCUGAAGGUCCAGGAAGGCCUGGACAAAGACCUGGCCGACCGGUCGGAGUUCCUGGGGCUGAGCUUAAACGAGACUGUCUACAGACUGAUCCGAUCAGGCUACGGGAAAAGAGCGCAGAAGAUGCAAAGCGAAUUCAGAAUGCCCGAGAAGACCUUCUGGUGGUUGCGAUUAAGAGCCUUGGUAGCUAAGCGCGACUGGGGGGAACUGGAAGAAAUCGCGAAAAACAAGAAGUCCCCGAUCGGAUGGGAGCCUUUUUACAAUGAGAUCCUGGGUGCUGGAAACACCAAGCUCGCUUCGUUAUUUGUGCCCAAAUGCACCAACCUGUCGGCCGAGGACAAGAUGGAGAUGUGGGUGAAAUGCGGAAUGAUUGCAAAAGCUGGCGAGGAAGCCUUCCGGACAAAGAACGUCAACGCCCUCGAACUCCUCCAGGCGAGGGCUUCGGGGCCAGCCGCCGCUGAGAUCGACCGGAUGAUCAACCAGCUGAGGCCAAGGAAAUAG
Molecule: messenger RNA, 2490 nt
Organism: Aspergillus heteromorphus CBS 117.55
Lineage: Eukaryota; Fungi; Ascomycota; Eurotiomycetes; Eurotiales; Aspergillaceae
Gene: vp16
Product: tethering complex subunit VPS16
Exons: 7
Coding region: 1-2490 (829 amino acids)
Biological process (GO): endosomal transport; intracellular protein transport; vacuole fusion, non-autophagic
Cellular component (GO): lysosomal membrane; HOPS complex; endosome
Molecular function (GO): actin binding
Source: RefSeq, a predicted model, not a curated record